AUGUCGAAUGAUGGCGACUAUCUAAUAGACCCAGAUAAGGAUAAAAAUGUUCAAAUUACUUAUGCUGGAGCUUCUAUCUACUAUGUAAACAAAAAUAAACGUUAUGCAGAUCAACUGAAGAUAAUAGGACCAACUCAAGCAAAACUGAGGAUAAUGGUGAGGAUAAAAAAUUACUAGAGACGUGUCCACUCUAUAAAAAGAGUACGGAGAGGGAUUAAUGAUAUAACAGAAUGUUUGUAUGGAGGAACAGAGGCAAAAAGUUUCUUGUAAACAUCACCUUACUCUGAGUGUGCAACAAAGCACCGAGAUAUAAUUUUUUCAGCUUAUAGGAUAUAGGAAUCAUUUGAUCACCUUAAUUCAUGUUGGUUACUUGAUCAGUACCACAUUUCUACUUUCCUGUGUUUCUCUAACACAGUUUAUAGCAGAGUAUGGAGAGAAUCUUGGCGUUGCUUAUGAUAUCUGGUAUCACCUUAACUCCUGGAGUAAGCUGAAGCUCGACUACAAAUGGAUUGUGGGUGAUUGGUCUGAGUGUUCUGCUACAUGCGCUAGAGGCAAGUUGAGGAGAAUGCAUUACAAAUUUAGCCUUAUCACCAAAGAAUUCAUUGUGACUCGGUCGAGAGAGCAUUUCAGUAAGGAAUACAAUGGUCUGAGGUUCUCCUCCUUGUGGAAAACUCUUAACUUUUCUUUUGUUCCCCGCUCUUGGCAAAAACGAAUAUCAUCUUUCUUAGUCUCAAGUCUUUUAUUAACAUAAUUUUAAAUCCUCGUCUAUUCCUUGUCUACCCUACUUCAUUUCUGGUUUAUUCCUUCCUUUUAAAAUGUUGGUGCUCUUCCACUCCAGCAAAUGAUCAUUUCAAAGUUUUUUUCUGUAAUUAGGAAUGAUUUUCUAUGAAACUACACGUGAGAAAACCAAAGAAAAUUUCAUCUUGAUCAUUAACAUUGAACAGAUAAAUAAAAUAAUAAUAAAAUAGAUACCAGGAUCACAUUUCGGCGUUCUUGAAUCAAUUUACGCAAAUACUGUACUCAUCUAACAUCUUGAUAAAUUCAUCCAACAGUGAAAUGAACGUUCAAUGGUAUUUCAUUUCUCUUAAGGUGUUCAAACUCGAGAAGUUCGUUGCGUUCUAGAAGAGGAUGGAACACCUGCUAGUGACAAAGCUUGUGAUAAACUUCUACGACCAGAUGAUAAUAAUGAAUGCAAUCAGCAACCCUGCCCUCCAGAGUAAAUAUCUUCUCAAGCGGAUUUUUUUUUCUCUUUUCUUUCUUGCCUGAUCACCUUCAUCAAUAAUUCCAAGUAUUAAUAUUCAAUAAAUAUAAUGACAUUCAUACCUCCACCGCCACCCAAUAUGUUUUUUUUACAGAUUACGGGGCUUACUUGGUGUAGAAGACAAAAAAAAAGAGAAAAAAAACGACGAAAAUAAUGAAACAAUGGAGUAACGAGGCGGUGUUCUGUUGUGACGAGUCCUGUGUCUUCUAUACCCAGAAGGAGCCCAGAUUACUCUACAAAAAUAAAGAAGAAGCUAAAAAUUGGCCAACUACUAAAACAUGGCUUCGUAACUAAGGUUUUGGUAAGGCGCGACCAGUGUCUGGAAGGCACUGACUCGAAUCCCGUCGAAGCCUAAACUUUUUCAUGCUUUUUUCUGCCUCUUUUUGUCGUAGCUCACCUGUGAGGAUCAUUUCUCUAUUUAUCAAUUUCCAUUGAGACGCACUGGAUUACACAAAAAGUUGCCACUCUAAACAGCCUGCAAGACAACGUUUUUUCAUUAUGUAGAAAGUCUGAAUCAUUCUCAUGCCAUUUCUCCAAGGUGGAUCGUUACAGAUUGGUCACCUUGUUCGAAAACCUGUGGUACUGGUGUUCAGACUCGAGAAAUGAAAUGUCACGAGAAAACGAGUAGUCACCACUAUUCUGAAAUAUCUACCUCUAAGUGUGACCCAAGUAAACUCCCAGAUGUCAGUCAGCUGAGUAGACAGUGCAACCAGAUCAUUUGCAAGCCAGAUUGGAAAAUUGAAUCAACGUGGACGGCAGUAAGUGAUUACUUAACAAUCUAUUUUUAUGAAGAUAUUUCGAAGAGCAAAGGAGUUGCACCAGUGGCUUGCGGGCUGACUCUGGAUGGGAAGGCCUGGGUUCCUUGCUGGCCCUGAUCGGGUCAUUAUGUUGGGAUUGUGGGCUCACUCUUACAAGCCUUUCUCCAGCCGCUACAACCCUUCAGGAGGAGUUGACUAGCUCGUAAUUGCUUCCACCAUGAUCUGGCAACUGGAUUUAGCUCCGCUGUUGAAGUUUGACUGGCUGGUGAAAUUUCUGAUUAAGAACAUUUUGUUUUUUUAGUGCUCUACUCCGUGUGGUGCAGGCAUUCGACAGCGUACAGUUAACUGUAUCCUUAUUGAUCAAGAUGGAAGACCCUCUCAAGUAUCAGAAGAACAGUGUUCUUUUCUGAAAAAGCCCAAGGACAAAGAGGAUUGUGAUAGCAAGCGACCCUGUUUAGAAGGUUGUGAGUUUAAUGACAUAACAACUGAUCACUUGCUGCUAGCUGUGUUCCCUGUUUGUCAGUUUCCCGCGUUUAGGUCUCAUAAGCUCAGUAAAUUGGAACUGUCUGAGUACCAUGGCGAUCAUUUAGAUGUUUUUUAUUGUUGAUAUUUGUAUUUCACGGGUGCUCGUUGCAAAAAAAACGAGGUUGAAGCGGCUUGAAGCAAACAAAGGUGAAACCUACUGAUGAGAAAUUUUGGUCAAUACACGUAAUCUUUCUAUCAGAUCUUUGUGAACUUUUUGAAAUCGCCUUUUUCAUAAUUAAAGUUAAAUACAUUCAAGAGGAGUAUGGUUAUGCGAUUAAGGUUGUAGCCCGUGACCUUCACAAUAGAAAAACUCCUUGAGAACUUGCAAAGAAAUUCCGAAACCUAGCGCUUUAGAUUCCUUAACUUAUCUCAGUUUGAUAUUUUUUUCAUCAGAUGGUAACUAUCAGUGCUACCCAACUAAUCCAUGUCAAAAUGACGCCGUUUGCAUCGAAAAGCCGCCAGGCGAAUACCACUGUGACUGUCUGGAAGGAUUCAAGGGAAAAAACUGUGACGGUAUGUAGUAUUGUCAACAGAAAAGUGUGCUGCGCUAACAUCAUUACUGGAAAUGCAUGAAAGAGCUCAGUCCCCAGGAAAAAAUUAGAAUUUGGAGUGUUGUUGAGCAGGAGUAGAAACUGGAAAACUCGUGGAAAACCUCUCAACAUAAGAAGAACAAUAACUACAAAGCGGUGUUACAAUUUUUUCGCAUUCCUUUGCCCUGUGAUUCGUCCAGAAAACCCCAACCAUCUUCUCGAACAAUCAGAUGCAAAACUUAAAAACAACACGCAUCCCUUUUUGCGGCAGCCCUCAUUACGAGUGAUUGCUUAAAGUUCUCAUUGGUUCCCAGCGACGUUUGUCGUAGAAUUUGAUCUUUUUCGCAUAGCACAAAAAAAUGACCAGAGUGCUAAAGAAGCAUGAAUCUAGACACGCUGAUGACCAUGACCAGCGGUAAUAACAAAGCUUUUAUUUACCUAUAGAGAUGGAGACUCCUUGUCAAAAGCAACCAUGUCAAAACGGAGCCACUUGCGUGCGUAAUGCUAAAUCCUCGAAGUGGGAACGCAAAUAUACUUGUAUUUGCCCAGAAUGGUACAAGGGAAAGAAUUGUGAGCGUAAGUACCAUGCAACGAUAUAUCAAUGAGGACAAAUGAACACAAAGGAUUUUUGGUCAAGAGUCGACUGGUUAGUGCUGAUUUAUUGGCUAUUGCAGUGGUCACAAAUAAUAAAAAUUGUUUGGUUUAUGCUCGCCACAACUAUUUUUGUAAAGCUAUCUUAUGUAUUAAAAUAGCUUUACUUUACAGGGAAGUUUUUUUUUUUUAAUGUUUAGUAAGAUGACUAAACGUCUUAUUGAACUUUGAAAUGACGAGACUAUUUGGAAAUGACCCAAAAUUAUAAGAAUAGACGUAAGGAGAAGGAUAUGACGUCUCUACAGGAAAGAUGACAACUUAAAACGGCCUGAGAAAAGAUGAUGUUGCGCGACUUGAAACGAAAAAUCGAGUUAGGCCUCUCGGAACGUGAAAUGGACAAUUUUGGUAGCAGAAAGGCUCUAAAAAUUUUACAUUCAUGACAGCCUCAUGGAAAAAAUGAGUAACUUAUCUUGAUAAAUAUGUCCAUGUGAAUGGUUUAUGAUAGUUUCAUCAAUAAUGGUUUCUUCCUUUCAGAAAAAAUAUUUCCAUGUAAUAGCCAUCCAUGCCGCAGCCAUGCUACUUGCAUAGACGGUCUUAGUGAUCCCUCAAACUUCACAUGUAAAUGUCCACCGUGGUUCACUGGGAAGUUUUGUGAAGGUGAGUUCAGUGACAUUCCCAUGGGCAGGUUUACCUUGACAGUUUACUUGACUAGCAUUUCCUUAAUAUGUCUCUUUGGGGGAAAUUUCGAAAGGGAGAUUGGGACCCAAUUUUUUGGUGUAGAUAUGAUUUCGCAAUUAUGCAACCUAUAUAUUAUAUAUUCACCUUGAUAUGUCGGAUUAAAGAUUUGCUAUUCAUGAAAUAUUCUCGCUUUUGGGCAACUAACAGUUACCAUUCCUUUUAAUCCACAGUAACUACCAACAAAUGCGAUGAGGAACCGUGCAACAACAGAGGAUAUUGUCUGAGUAAGAAAACAGACCCAGCCUGGUACCAAUGCUUCUGCGAAGACUGGUUUGAAGGAACAAACUGUGAAAGUAAGUUUUGUAAUGGAUCUUGAGACAAUCGCAUGCCAUAGGUAAGAAACAAGUAGGUACUCUGCCAACCAAAAACAAUUUUCUAUCAGCAACUUGUUAAGUGGCGUAGCGCCGUUGACUGUUGUUGUCAGACAAAGAAGAAAAAUUGUCGAAUUAGUCCCUGAAGUUACAUAGGUUGAAAUAAAAUUGAACAAGCGCAGUUUUAGACGGAAAAGAUAUUUUCCUCCAAUAGAAACAAGGUAUCCAUGGUUGAGGUCUAUGAACCAAUAGACCACGAUGCAAGAACCAAUUAAAUACUCUUAUUUUUCUCAAAUCAUGAUCCUAGUGACCAGUCGAUUUAAAAGAAAAUACAAUACAAUAACACAAUACAAUAAGAGUUUAUUGUGAAAAUACACUUAGCUACAAUAAUAGUGUGCUUUCGCAGACGGGACCGAAAUCGGGGUCUGUGAAAGCACGCCAGCUAAUUUACAGAUAUUCCACAAACACAAUAAAGUUAAGAGUUAAAAAAAAAACAAAAAAAAACUAGAUAUGGAAUAUUCUAUAAUUUAAAAUUAUAAUAAUAAAAUCUUAAUAAGUAUAUCUUAUUUCUAAAUAAAUACUAAAUUCAACCGGGAUGCUUUCUAUAAGCGAACACGAACUUGUGGAGAAUAUUUCUGAACUGGGGACUGACUCUUGAAUGAACAAGCGUUUCAAAGACUUUUGACUAAGAUGGAAGAAUGGUGAGAGGUCUGUAAUUAUCCUUGGACAGGCUGCAGUCUUUCUUAUACACUGGAGUUAUUUCGCCCUUUUUCCACUGUUUAGGGAUUUUUCCAACGUCCAGAAUAUAAUUGAAGAGAAAAAAAAUGAUUAGGUAUAACCGAUUAGGUAUACUGUAGGUAUAUACUGUAUACUGUUUACAGGUAUACUGUAAACGACUAUUGAUUAUACUUUCACUCGUUUCCUUUUUUAGAGCAAAUAUAUCCUUGCGACUUAAAGCCGUGCAAAAAUGGAGCUACCUGCACCAAUGACCCGGAUGACAUCUCAUUACAUCAUUGUCAAUGCCCAACCUGGUUUACUGGCCAAAAUUGUGAAGGUUUGAGGAUAUUUUUUAUUCGUCAAGCAUUUUAAUUGGGUAAUGUCCUCAUUAACCACCUUGCGUGCUAUGCGUUCUCCUUAUUUUUACGUUCGCCACACAAGGCGCUCGCAUGUCCUAGCAGUGAUAAAAGGAACGCGUGUCACAUGUAAAGUUAGUAUAUAGCUAUGCUGGCCAUCCAGUUCUCUUUACGUAAGUGAUAGAACCCAAGGGAAAAAUAUAUAUAAGAUUCAGUCUACAAUAUCCUUAGGUGCCAAUCAAAAGAAGGUAUGAACCAGGAGAUAACGUUAUUCCAUGGUAAUUACAUGGGGGAAUUUCCUUUCCUGUCUUGGGAGUGAAAUGGUUACACAUUUACCAAGGAAAGUUAAGCUAGAACUGUGUAGCUCUCUCUUUCUCAGAAACAUCAUUUAGGAAUCACGUCUGCUCAUGCAAUCAAUCAAUUUAUUUGGUUUUAUCAAAUAACUUGAUAAAAACUUGAAGUGAAUUAAAAAGGUUGUAAAGCUGUCGUUUAGAGCCUCAGCCCCAAAUUAUCUUGUUAUACUCCCCACCAACGAAGAAUCCCAGUUUCUUAAACAACUUACCCCUUUAAUUAUAUAUGUCAAACCCGGGAAUGUGGUCACCAUCUAAUUCCAAGCCAUAGCUAGACUCACGCGCUUACAUUAGUCGUUAUCGCUCAGAUUUUGCCCUCAGGGCAUCUAUCCGCAUAUGGGUUGAACCUAAGGAGUACUUAGUUCCCCUGAUGUCAUAUGCUUGAUUCAACAGUGCAACUGACCUCCUGUGACAGUGACCCGUGUCAAAAUGGUGGGUACUGUAAUAGUGAUCCGAAGACACCUGAUGUAUAUGAAUGUCAGUGUGGGGAUUGGUUCAAGGGUACCAACUGCGAAGGUAAGUGGGAAGGCUUGUUUAAACUGUCUUAGUUUCAUUUAGUCUCUGUCUCCCUCCUCCAAGGGAUUGACCCCAAGAAAGAAUAUGACAUCAAACUGUAAAGAGAAAGAUUGUAACCGAAUGUAGUUCUGGUGUAUUGUAGUCAGAUGUACUUUAAAAGUUAGCAACAUCAAGGAAACAAAAAAAAAAAAGUAACUUCCCCUUUUUCAAGGAAGAAAAUGAUCCAGUGUCAGGACUACCCAGUGGUACUUUGAUGAGUAACUGCGCCUUAGGACCCUUUUUGUCUCUCUCUCUUCCCCCCUCGUGUUUAGGAGAGCGUGUGUUUUUCCGUUCCGUUAUAUUCAAGGUCAUUCUUGCUCUAUUAGUCGUCAUCAAUCCUCUAUUCCUUCGUAGCUGGCGCAUGAUUAGGGCGUUGAUAGUUACCGAGAGAUUUUGAAAUGAAUAAACGUUAACUGAGAGGCACUUUGCAAAUUUUUACCGGCCAGAAUUAAUGUAUAUCAACAAAUAUAAUUUGGUUUUAUCAACUUGGUUGGCAAGGCAAAUUUGCUACUUUCUUAAGCUGACGGCUCGAGCAUUCGCAAUUCGCUCUGCCGUAAGGCUAACGCUCGAAACGUCAGCCUCCAAAACUCUUUGCGGUCAUUAUCAAGUCAGUUGAUUAAACCAAGUUAUUUUGUCAUACACCCUACCCGCAGCACCACAAUUUAUUAACAAACUUACUUCCUUUAUACUAACAGAAACCUCAGCAGAACUAUAACAGCACAUUUUCCUUUCAGUUCAAAUAUUUCCAUGUGACUCCAAACCCUGCCUAAAUGGAGCAGCCUGUAGGAAUGAUGAGACAGACAUAUCCGAAUACCACUGUGACUGCCUGUCUGGUUUCUUUGGGAAAAAAUGUCAGGGUAAUAAAAAUGUCCACGUCUUAGUAUAUGUAACACGCUGAGCGGUUUUUUGCAUAUUUAAGCCGUUCCAUCCAUUUUAGAGAUUUGGAAGGGUGAGCAGUUAGUUCUCGCGAAGUUAUAACCUCAACUCUUAGGCUUUUUGUGAAAAAAAGGUUGUAAAGUUGGCAUUCGUCACUAAAAUUAUGUUUACUUGUACGAUUCUGUUAAUUGAUAGUCCUGUAACCUCAAUCGUCGGCGUCAUUCUCGGUUAGGGAAAAAUAAGCAUGCGAGAAAGCUCUCAUCAGCCUCGAAGAACGCGCGUUUCUCCGCCCGCCGCAACAUUCGAGACUACUCAGAGAGAGGCUUGCAGGGGUGCUGACACAAGUUAUCAUUGCCUGACCUCUUGAGAUUUCUCAGCGGCUCGAGUUGCAGGUUCAUGUCUUCCCGGGCGAAGAAACCUUCUUGCCGAAGCGGUAGUAAUUAGUGAGGACCUGCUUAAAGGCUAGGGAAAAAGUGUACACAUAUUUCACAACCCUUACUAGCGUCGUCGGAGAAAGCAAAAAACCUGACACCCCGGGUGGAAGAAAAUUAUGUCAUAGGUUACAGAGUAGAGAUUGUUUGAGUCAGAGCUGGUGUCAGAAUGAUCAUCAUACCUUUCAUUUUAGUAUAGGAAAAUAAUGAAGAUAAAAAUAAAUGAAAAAAAAUUGAUAUUAAAAAUAUAGUUAUGAUCAUGUGGCUUCAUAACUAUAUUAAAUCGUUACACGAGUAAAAAUUUCUAAAAGUAUUUAAAAAAUUAUUUUAGAAUCCCAACGCUUCGGCUAAGAAACUCCAGCCCUCAUCAGGGGAAAGUGAAAAAGAGGAAUUUAAAAAGCACAAAAUAUAGAGAGAAAUGUAAAAUUUGAACAGUUGUUAAUAAUUAAGUCUUUUCCUCUAGUGCCAAAGUCAUAUACACGUGUGGCAAAUCUAAGCCAUCCUCUCGAUUGAGCGGAUUCCUGCAAAUCUUUAUCUCACAUGCUUCUAGAGGGCUUCGGGACCGCUAAUCUACAUAUGCGCGUAAGAUCUUAGAAGAUUUCCAGGCGACAGAGUGGCAGAAUGUAAACAAUCUUAUUAGGAGCACUCGUAGUUCUUUUCUUCGAGUAUGUCUGUGUCAUUCGCUGAAUACAACAUCUUUGGUUUACAUCACCAGGCUUAAAUAUAUUUACCACCUUCAUUUGCAUUAUUGCGCAAAUGCAUCACAUUCAACAUUCCUAUCCCAGCAGUAUACAAGAGGUUUGUCACUCUGGACCUCGUUAAACGGCCUAGUCUGCCACACUCUCCUAUAGCUCAGUGAAGGAGCAUCCGAAGUGCUAAUCGGAAGGUCUUCGGUACGAGCACUCGGAAUUCUUUUUCUCCGAGUCUGCCUGUUUCAUUCACAGAAUACAUCAUUCAAUGUAAACACUGUUUCGCUAAGCUAUCGUGAUGUUUUUAUAACUUUUUACCAGUGUGACGAUUUUAUAUAGUAGAGAUUGGUAUCUUCUUGUCGUUUAAUUUAUCGAUCUAUGUUUUCCUUUAUUUUUAAAUUCAUUUAUUCGCUCGUGCAUUUAAUUAUUUUCGCAGCUUCUCCUUUCUCUGAGAUUGGUUGUUUCAAGACGCCGAAAACUGGUUUAAAAAGCAUACUGGCAAAUCACAACCAAGACUUCGAUCCAGAAAAAAUUAAAUCGUAUAUUUAUGAGUGUGGCGAACUUGCAUUUGACAAAGGUUACAGUCACUUUGCCCUCGGAUAUCGAGCAAUUUGUUUGUCGAGUGGAACUGCUCAGAACGAAUACUUCCAGAAAGGGGGUACCAAAGCCAGUGACUGUAAGGAUGACAUUGGAAGCAAAUCUUCAGUCCAUGUAUAUACUUUUGGUGAGUAAAAUUCGAAGAGAUUGGAAGAUUCUAACUUUAAUAGACAUUCGAUACAACUCAAACAAUUUGAGUCGGUUUAUUUGACUAAAACCUGCUUUUUGAAAAAAGCUGAAAUCUUUCCCAAAUUUUUGGAGGUACUGACAAACUGGAAGGGCUAGAAUGGACUAAAAUUAUGUACAGAGGUUAAGAAUAGAGAAGACUACGAUGGAAUCGAAAUAAUGGACGCUCAAACCUAUCGCGGUGGAUGUGUUCUGCGGUAAUCAUUGGAAGUAAAAGUGAUAUUCGUUAGCCAUCCCGUGUCGCUUCACAACGAAAGGAUUUGCACAUGUUCGACAAAUUUUUAACGUCUACUCUGAAAAAGGAAUAUGAUUCCAAUUAACAAUUGUAUCGAUUUCAUUCUCAGAACCUUUACCGAAAUCUGUCCCUGAGGGAUGCUUCAUAGAAAAAGGGAAAUCAGAGAAGUUACUGACUGACAAUUACGCCAGCUUCUCAAGUAACUCUGACCCCAAAGCCACUAUUUUGUACUGUUCUACUCUGGCGCGAGACAUGGGCUACGAGUACUUCGCUGUACAAAACGAGGUACAAUGCUGGACCAGUAAAGACAUCGCUAAUACAUACAGCAAGUACGGAAAGUCCGACAAUUGUGCAGGUGGAGUUGGUAAAGAGAUGGCAAACUUUGUGUAUCGUAUUCAAGCCUCGUAUUCAUAUCCAACUGGUUGUGAUGAUGAUCCUUGUCAAAACGAUGGGUUUUGUGUGGUGGACAACAAUGAUCCUAUGCAGUACUCGUGUGAAUGUAAGGAAAUGUUCAGUGGAAAGAACUGCGAAGGUUGGUGUGAUUUAAACGAGAUAUGGUUGAUCUACUAUCAGUUAUUAACUAUAUUUAUGUACAAACUUCUCUUGGAAAGUUUUCAUCUUUACUCAUUUUAAAUUAUUUCCUAGUGCGGUCUUAUGCAUGUGAUAGCCAACCUUGUAAGAACGGGGCAGCUUGCCGCAACGACGAAAAAGAUAUCACAAAAUACCACUGCGAUUGUACGAACGACUUUAGUGGAGUCAAUUGUCAAGGUAAUAAGACAAGUGAUUCGAAUAACUUGCAAUUAAUUGCAAAGGUAUUCCAUGACGCUUUCUGAACGUAAAUGAAUAAGUUUGGACGUAUCAUCGAAAAAAAACCUUAUCAGGGAUGCUCAAUAAAGUGUAUGUAUGUUAGUAUCUAUGUAAGUAGAUAUGACGUCCACAUUGUUGUGUGAGAUGGACUGCAAUUAUAGAUCCUGAAAGAGAGAAAAGUCAGUUUUCGCUGUCUUUAUUCUUUUUGCUUCAACAUUAAUUUGCACAUACAUAUUCCGAUAUUGAUAGAUUGUUGGUUUUUGUAAUUCUAGUUCCUUCUUUUGCUGAAAUUGGCUGUUUCAAAGCACCAAAGUCCGGUCUUAAGGAGGUACUUACAUCUCCGAAGGGAUUUGAUUCAAAGAAAGUAAAAACUUAUAUAUAUGAAUGCGCCGAGCUGGCAUUCGACAAAGGUUACAGCCAUUUUGCAUUGGGCAAUCAAGGAAACUGCCUUUCGAGUAAAACCGCCGAUAAAGAAUACUUUGAAAAAGGAGGAACCAGUCCUAGUAGCUGUAAGGAUGGCAUAGGGAGUAAAAUGGCAGUCGACGUGUAUACCUUUGGUGAGUAGGACGCAAACACAAACUACAGCUACAGUGCAAGAAUGAUAACGACUGUGGAGGCUCUUCCCACCCUUUCUACGUCCUCAACAAUCAGUCCAUUGAUGACUGGUACACAAAAUAUCACCUUUGAAAGCGUAAAUAAAAUAUGAAGGAGUUUUGAAAGACAAAAUCUUGUAAUUUCAAUCUUUUUUAUUCAAAUAAGAAUUCUAUUUUUUUUUUCAAAGAACCUCUUUAGUAUUUCGAGAGACCGAAAUACUUGUACAAAAUUUUAUUUGCAAACUGAGGUUACGUUGCCAAGAAGACUAUUCUACCUUCAAAUAUGUCCCUUUCGAUAACACAAACGUGAUUCUAAUCGUCAAAACUAUUUUCUCUUUAACCAGAUCAGGCCCCUAAAUCCGUUCCACAAGGCUGUUUUGUGGAAAAAGAGAAGACAGAGAAGUUGCUUACUGAUAAUUUUGCCAGCUUCCCGAGUAACUCGGAUCCAAAGGCCACUGUUGUUUACUGCUCUACUCUAGCUCGAGACAUGGGUUAUCAGUAUUUCGCUGUGCGGGAUCAAGUCCAAUGUUGGACUAGUAAAGACAUCGCAAACAUAUAUAACAAGUACGGAAGGUCCGACAAUUGUGCAGGUGGAGUUGGCAAAGAGAUGGCAAACUUUGUGUAUCGUAUUCAAGCCUCGUAUUCAUAUCCAACUGGUUGUGAUGAUGAUCCUUGUCAGAACACUGGGUUUUGUGUGGUGGACGAGGAUGAUCCUAAACAGUACUCGUGUGAAUGUCAGCAAAUGUUCAGUGGGAAGAAUUGUGAAGGUUACUCUCAACAUAAUUUUAGGCUUUGUAGCUUUUUCGACACAAAGAGCUUGGAAAAAAACAUUUUCAGUUCAUAAUUUUUGUCUAUUCUUUUUUUUUGAAGUACAAUCUCUUCCAUGUGAUAACAACCCUUGUAAGAACGGAGCCACUUGUCGUAACGAUGAGAAAGACAUCACAAAAUACCACUGUGAUUGCGCGGGCGACUUCAGUGGUGUCAAUUGUCAAGGUAAGCUCUGUUGGACAAGAAAAGUCCUUUUAUAACAGCGUCUUCUACUGAUCGAAGGCACUUUGAACCCAUAACAAGGAUCUGGUAUUAUACGAGUACCUCGGAACUCAGUCCUUUAAUCUUGCCGGCGAAAUGAAUUAACUUCUGUUUCCGGUAAAACCUUCCAUCUUGAAUACACUGGAGUUGUUUCCUCAGUGAAUGUAAGCGAAACUAAGUUUCCUUCUUACAGUCGGAAACUGCCACGGAUAUAACGCAAUUAAACCUAAGAUCAGUACCAGAGUGUUAUUUAUGGAGAGUAAAUUUUCUUUUGUGGACGAUAACGAACUGUAAAAUGUUAAGCUCAUUGUGAUUAGACAGUCGCGCCAUUUGACCAGAGGAGAUGAGCAUAGCCGCCUGUCAAUGUUGAUACGUGCACUUUCCUUUUGAAUUCUAGUGUCAUCAUUCAUUGAAAUUGGUUGUUUUAAGAAACCAAAAUCUGGUUUGAAGGAAGUACUUGCGAGUCAUUUCAAGGACUUUGAUCCAGCAAAAGCGAAAUCAAAAGCUUAUGUCAAAGAAUGUAGCGAGUUGGCAUCCCAGAAAGGUUACAAAUACCUUGCCUUGGGUGACAAAGGAAGCUGUUUAUCCAGUGCAACUGCUAACAACGAAUACCACUUGAAAGGAGGCACUGGUCCCAAGGAUUGUAAAAACGGCAUAGGAAGUAAAUCUACAGUUGAUGUUUAUACAUUUGGUGAGUUGAAAUCGAAUGUGGGCUGUAAUCAAAGGUGCCUUUGAAAAUACUUUGCAGCUACGCUGUUUACUUCUUGUUUUACAUGAGUCUAAUUUAUGGAUGGUUCUUACUAUGCAGCCAAACACCCACGAAUCAGUUUUCAUUACAUGUAAGUUUGGAAAACGAGACAGAAAGCUUUCCUUGAGUCUUAUCGUUCAAGCAAAGGCUUAUUUGGUUCUGGCGCUUGUACUAAAUACUUAGGUGGAUGAAACCUCAUCAGUACCUGUCUUUUUUAAUUUUCUUUUGAUUUGACUAUCUUUUAUUCGUUAAUUUUGAUCUUCUGUCUGACGGUCUGUAUAUCCGCCUGUCUUUUAUUUUUUGCUGUGAAAACAUAUAUAGAGAUGAUAAUUGCUUUUGAUGUUCUAAUAACCUUUUCCCUGCACCAUCGCAUGAAAUUUGAUUCAAAUUCUUCAUUUUAAUCCUUCUCUAGCAUCUUCACCCAAAUCUAUUCCACAAGGCUGUUUUGUGGAAAAAGAGAAGUCAGAGAAGUUACUGACAGAUAACUAUGCCAGCUUUUCAAGUAACUCUGACCCCAAAGCUGCUAUUGUGUACUGUUCUACUGUAGCUCGAGAUAAGGGCCACGAGUAUUUCGCUGUACGAAAUCAGAUCGAAUGUUGGACCAGUAAAGACAUUGCUGACACGUACAAUAAGUACGGAAAGUCCGACAAUUGUGUAGGUGGAGUUGGCAAAGAGAUGGCAAACUUUGUGUAUCGUAUUCAAGCCUCGUAUUCAUAUCCAACUGGUUGUGAUGAUGAUCCUUGUCAGAACAAUGGAUUUUGUGUGGUGGAAAAAGAUGAUCCUAUGCAGCACUCGUGUGAAUGUCAGCAAAUGUUCAGUGGGAAGAAUUGUGAAGGUUAGUGUCGAUCAAAGAAGAGACUUUUCAUUGUGAUCGGUUCACCGAGCAUUAUUCAAGGGGCUUAAGCUACGAGAGAUUCCAACAUGCUGCUAUGUUUUGAUGAUUUCAGUUCAGUCCUAUCCGUGUGAUAGCGAUCCAUGUGUAAAUGGAGCAGCUUGCCGUAACGAUGAAGAAGACAUCACAGAAUACCACUGUGAUUGCACAGGCGACUUUAGUGGAGUCAAUUGUCAAGGUUGGUGAUCGAAUGGUGAAACAAAAUACUUGAAAAGUGUAUGUAAUAAAGCAUUUAUCCAUUUGACGUCUUUAUCUGUACAUGGUAGAAAAAAGGGCAGUUCAUGCUACAUAGAUCUUUGCUGUAAGGUAAAAAUUCUCCAACGAUCUCAACCUGUCUAGAGAGCGUUCGCUGAAAGAUCCGAGAAAAUACGAGGGACAGACUAUUAGAAAAAUGGGGAAAAAAAAACAACAAAAAAGGUGCAUAAAGAGAAAAAAAGCGGUUUUCCUCCUUAGAAAUACAAGCCAUAUUUUUUCUGCAUCUCCAAAAUCCCCAAUUCUCCACCCCUCCCCCCAUCACUUUUCCAAUACUCCAUCCCAGUCCUGAAAAAUGGUACUUUGACUUAAAAGGCAAAAAAGGAACUGUUAAAUGUGCAGCUAGUUAAAUUAGUUAGUGGUGAGCACAGUUUAGAAGUUAUCAGCGAGAGAAAAUAAAAAUGUCUUAAAGCUAUAAAGCUAGCCACCUCGUCCUAAGUCUCUCAAACAUAACAUACAAUUUAGCGACUUGUUGAGUAAUUUAAAUCUGUUUUAGUGAACAUGUGUACAAAAGAACAGCCUUUUCGCUUCACGUUCGUUUUGUUUUUAUCCUAGUACCAUCUUUCAAUAAUAUUGGUUGUUUCAAGAUACCGAAGACUGGUUUUAAAGAAGUUCUUGCAUAUCCUAACAAAGACUAUGAACCAGCAAACUUCAAUAGUUACAUUCUGGAGUGUGCAGAGCUUGCAUUUGAUAAAGGUUACAGCCAUUUCGCACUGGGCGAUAAGGGAAAAUGCUUGUCCAGUAGCACUGCUAAAAAAAAUUACUACGCGAAAGGGGCCGCUGCUGCCAAAGAUUGCAAGAACGGUAUAGGAAUAAAAUUUUCCAUUCAAGUGUAUACAUUUGGUGAGUUUAAAGUGAAAGCGGAUGAAUAACACAACAAUCUGAGUAGCUAGCUUGUGACAUAUGUUUCUUCAUUGACCCUCGGUAUUACUUGGCUAUAACAUUGGCUCUGGGUUACCGUCGGGAAAGGUUGAAGGAGACGCAAGUCUGGUCCAGUUGUAAUAGCGGAGCUCACAGAGCGUAGCCCCAUAAUUAUAAAAGAGGACCUGGCAAAAAAUGCAAGCUCCGCUUUUAGGCUUGGCUAAAUCUAUAUAUUAUGUUGUUAAGAUGACAAAAAUUAAAAUUAUAAAAGUGGUGAAUUGCAGCUAGGAUGAUAGCGGCCUACUAAUAGCGAGCCCUCUAAAAUCACUUUCCUCUAGAACACUUCUUAAGCUGAAAUGCUCCUUAGUUAAUGACGAAUGAAAACUGGCACAGCAGAGACUAUCAACUUCCCAUUUUUUUUCCAGAGUCAAAGCCAACGCCUAAUGCAAUUGGCUGUUUCAAGGAGAACAAAGGCUCUAAGAGGCUUCUCAAAGAUAAAUUUGCAACCUUCGUGGCUCAACGAAAUAAAGACGAUCCCGGGUAUACAAUCCUGCAAUGUGCAUACGUCGCACGUGACAAGAUGAUCGAAUACUUUGCGUUGCAAAACAAUGGCGAGUGCUGGACGGACAAAACAUUAGGGGAGGCUUACAAUACCUACGAAGUAGCGGAAGAUAGCAAUUGUAAAGAUGGUAUUGGCGGUGUUUUGACCAAUUAUGUUUAUCAGUUAAAGUAAGUACAUAGAACUAAGAUGCGUUUCAAUGCAUGUAUUGCAUUGCGCAUUCUGACUGUCGAUCUUCCCUCCGCUUAGAGAACCUAAACAAACUUUUAUAUUACUUAUCGACUUUGCUUCGGUGAAUUCAACGAAUACUUGUCAUCUUAACCUUUAAUUUAUUUAUUUCUGCUUGCUCCGAUGGUGCAAUUCCACAAUCUCGACAGAUAUAAACGUACGUACCCGACCCACAGUUCUCUACUUUGCUCUGCAUGGAAGAUUAACGUGAGCUUUUCGAAAUUCUUUCCUGUGGUUAUUCAUUGCAUUUAUCAGCUUCGAACAGAUAACUAAUCACGUGUACUUCUGAGAAACAGUUCGGGAAAGUUUAGAGAACACUAUUAGAAAUGGCCGAUUUGUCUCAAAGGUAAAUCCACAUUUUCUUAAAACCCGUAUGGUGGACCAUCUUUCUCAAUUUUUUCUCGUUCAGAACUGAACCAAAUAAGUAAAUAAAUCCCUUUUUGUUAAAAUUAAGAAGUAAAUAUUUAUCGACCAAUCAUCUGAGCAUAAACGAUAAGAAACGGUCGAUCGUUGGAAUAAAAAAUAAUUUCCCCUUCUUUAUAAUAAAUGUCUUACUGACUUCAUUCUCUCUGUCCAUACUAUAAAUUAGGGAACUUGUUUUUUUUUUUUUUUGCGCUCGGCAUUGAGGCCCGCGCAGUUCGCACCAUAAAUCAGAGUAGAAAAAAAACUCAGUCUUUGACUUAUAGUACGGACCUCCUUCUAGCCUCUUACCUCUAAAUUUCGUUCUCUUUUUCUUAACUCCUCUAACAUAUAAAAUCAUUCCAAAAUUAUUUUCAUUACGCGUUUGUUUGUUGGAUAAAUUAAAGUUAAGAAUUUUAACUUAUCGACGAAUAUCUUUUCUAUUCUUUCUAUUUUCAGGAUGUAGCCGUUCAAUGUAGGGCCCCAAGUGUUGGAGAGCUUACAACCUCGUAGCCGUGAAGAGGUCUGGGUACGAGACUAGAGACUAGAGGGGAAUACCUGAUUAGCUUGCUAUAUUAUGCCUUUCGCCAUUUUCUUUAUCUUGUUGUAAUUAUUCAAAGGUUGUGAUUGUUGAAAUGGAGGAAAUAAUAAGAAUAAUGGUAACAAUACUAAUAAACAAAAUAUUAAACCACCGUGAC
Messenger RNA from Pocillopora meandrina, 16772 nucleotides. The record is from the annotation of a GenBank genome assembly. NCBI's taxonomy places the organism in Eukaryota, Metazoa, Cnidaria, Anthozoa, Scleractinia, Pocilloporidae.